Trichomonas vaginalis G3 is the source of this 525-nucleotide messenger RNA. RefSeq lists its product as uncharacterized. Bases 1 to 525 code for a protein of 174 amino acids. Lineage: Eukaryota; Parabasalia; Trichomonadida; Trichomonadidae. The record is from RefSeq and is a predicted model, not a curated record. The transcript has a single exon.
AUGGAAUUUUUCAUGGCCGGAUUUUAUGAAUAUAACAUUGCAGAAGAAUUGAUAAAAUCAUUGGAUACAGCUGUUGGCUGCACAACUUCUUUGUUGCCGGAAGAAGUAAUAACAGGAAUAAUUGAUUGGCUUUGUCCAAUGAUUGUGUCGAGUAUUGAUUAUCCGAGUUUGUUUUCUGUUAUGAGAAGAACAUUGGAGAAUUUAGUGAGACACUCAAAACAGUAUCUCAAUGAAUUAGUUAAUGUUUCUUUUCUUUCGAUUUUGGGAAAUAAUUUUGACCCGAAUUUGUCGAAUAACAGAGCAUUGGUAAGUGACGCAAUUAUGGGAAUAAGAUUGUUAAGAAGAUACGCUCCUGAUCACUUGAUGUCAGCAAUAAAUGAUGCUGUUGCUGCAAUUGGAUUCACAACUGAAGAAUCUACAAGAUUUAAUGAGAUUACAAAUAUGAGACCUUCAAAAGCAACUGAUGAAAAACUGACUCAGCUGCUUCAACAAGUUUGGAAACAUUCAUUUAGAACUUAUGCUUAA